AUGGCUGUGGUGCUCCAAGCCGCAGCAGCCGCGGGCGGCCUAGUGGGCCGUUUCCUCAACAUGUUGACAGACAUAUUCCUCACGACGCCGCUGAAAGCCACCCUCGAACAUCUAGAAGAAGCCCAGCUUACGACUUUGACUGCUGAGAAGAAGAAAUUUAAAGCCAAGUCCCUGUGGGAGGAGACUGGCGCCGUCAUCAUGGCGGUGCGCAGGCCAGGAUGAUUUCUGUGCAGAGAGGAGGCUUCAGAGCUGUCCUCUCUAAAGCCCCAGCUGGACAAGCUCGGGGUUCCGCUGUACGCUGUGGUUAAGGAGAACGUGGGAAAUGAGGUCCAAAACUUCCAGCCAUUCUUUGACGGGGAGAUCUUCUUGGAUGAAAAGAGGCGAUUUUUCGGGCCUCGUGAGCGACGUUUGGGCCUUCUUGCAUUUCUUCGUACGGGGGUGUGGAAGAAUGGCCUGAGAGCCUUUGGAAAGGGCUUCAAGGGGAACAUCUUGGGAGAGGGUUUCGUGCUAGGUGGCGUCUUUGUUGUUGGACCUGACCAACAGGGAAUUUUGCUGGAACACAGAGAGGUUGAGUUUGGAGAUAAGGUCAACACUGAAGAUGUGAUUGAAGCUGUUGGAAAAAUAGGGCAGGAACUUCAGCCCAUGAAAAAUCUUACAGAGUAA
Molecule: messenger RNA, 663 nt
Organism: Nerophis lumbriciformis (worm pipefish)
Lineage: Eukaryota; Metazoa; Chordata; Actinopteri; Syngnathiformes; Syngnathidae
Source: RefSeq, a predicted model, not a curated record